Molecule: messenger RNA, 1133 nt
Organism: Mesoplodon densirostris (Blainville's beaked whale)
Lineage: Eukaryota; Metazoa; Chordata; Mammalia; Artiodactyla; Ziphiidae
Gene: TAF9
Product: TATA-box binding protein associated factor 9
Exons: 2
Coding region: 109-906 (265 amino acids)
Biological process (GO): RNA polymerase II preinitiation complex assembly; DNA-templated transcription initiation
Cellular component (GO): transcription factor TFIID complex; SAGA complex; transcription factor TFTC complex
Molecular function (GO): protein heterodimerization activity; transcription coactivator activity; RNA polymerase II general transcription initiation factor activity
Source: RefSeq, a predicted model, not a curated record
ACACCAGGGGUUGGAAAAACCACGCUAGGCAAAGAACUUGCAUCAAGAUCAGGACUGAAAUACGUUAAUGUGGGUGAUUUAGCUCGAGAAGUCUGAUCACCGGAUAUCAUGGAGUCUGGCAAGAUGGCUUCUCCCAAGAGCAUGCCGAAAGAUGCACAGAUGAUGGCACAAAUCCUGAAGGAUAUGGGGAUUACAGAAUAUGAACCAAGAGUUAUAAAUCAGAUGUUGGAGUUUGCCUUCCGAUAUGUGACCACAAUUCUAGAUGAUGCAAAAAUUUAUUCAAGUCAUGCUAAGAAGGCUACUGUUGAUGCAGAUGAUGUGCGAUUGGCAAUCCAGUGUCGUGCUGACCAAUCUUUUACCUCUCCUCCCCCAAGAGAUUUUUUAUUAGAUAUUGCAAGGCAAAGGAAUCAAACCCCUUUGCCAUUAAUCAAGCCAUAUUCAGGUCCCAGAUUGCCACCUGAUAGAUAUUGCUUGACUGCUCCAAAUUAUAGACUUAAAUCCUUACAAAAAAAGGCAUCUACUUCUGCGGGAAGAAUAACAGUUCCACGGAUAAGUGUUGGUUCGGUUACUAGCAGACCAAGUACUCCCACACUUGGCACACCAACCCCACAAACCAUGUCUGUUUCAACUAAAGUAGGGACUCCAGUGUCCCUCACAGGGCAAAGGUUCACAGUACAGAUGCCCACUUCACAAUCCCCAGCUGUAAAAGCAUCAAUUCCUGCAACAUCAGCAGUUCAGAAUGUUCUCAUUAAUCCAUCACUAAUUGGGUCCAAAAAUAUUCUUAUUACCACUAACAUGGUGUCAUCACAGAAUACUGCCAAUGAAGCAUCAAAUGCAUUGAAAAGAAAACGUGAAGAUGAUGAUGAUGAUGAUGACGAUGAUGAUGAUGACUAUGAUAAUUUGUAAUUUAGCCUUGAUCAUGUAACAUGUAUAGUUGGUUUUGAAUCCAUUGUACUGAGAUUUAAUAUGCAUGCUAGAUGUUUCCAUGUUGUGUUUUAGAAAAAUAGUAUUUAAUGAGUAAAUAUGGUUACCAUACUUUUCAAUUGAGAUGUUGUGUUGGAUUUUCUUUAAUAGGAGUAGUAAAGGUUUUUCAUCAGCCUUUAAGUGUAAAAAAUAAAGUUGUAAUUCAUCCA